AAAUCUCGUUCAUUCAAAUCGGCCUGGUUGUCAUUUCACAUUUACGAUAAUGAAGUCUUGUGCUUUACUUCUGUGUAUUUUAAAAACAUUUUCAACUUGAUGCUUACGUAAUAGUAAUUUCAAAAUUUUGAAAAUUAAAAAUAUGGAUACCAUUAGCUUUGCUCUGAGUAUAUGUGCUUUUCUUCUUACAGGCUACAUGUGCCUGCCUAGGGAAGAAAGAUUAAUAUUUAAAUCAAACGAUGAUUUCAACUGUACCGAGACGCUGAACUGUACGGACAUAUACCAACCAGUGUGUGGUUCUGAUGGUGUAACGUACGAGAGUAUGUGCCACCUGAAGCAGGAAUACCAACGAAAUGUGUGCGAGCUAGGCAAUUUCAACCCAAUUGCUUUUGUUAGUAACGGAAAUUGCACAGAUGGUGAAAAUGACGAUCUACAUGUUAAGAGCGAUUACUGAUACCGGAAAUGACGCCAACGUCUUUACCAACCAUUCAUAUAGUGUCAUCUGCUAAUAUUUGAAAACAACAACUUAGUUCUUGAAAAAAAAUGUUAAAAUGAAUCGCGAAAUACUGGAAUCAUUAUUAAUAAUAGAAAAGAUGGGUGGAAUCUUAUGUCAACUUUAUUUCGUCUGCUUUGAAAUGGGCUAGGACUUUUAAAGCGAAAAAGAUGUUCGAAACGGUGUGGACU
Messenger RNA from Ruditapes philippinarum (Manila clam), 684 nucleotides. RefSeq lists its product as uncharacterized. Bases 143 to 454 code for a protein of 103 amino acids. NCBI's taxonomy places the organism in Eukaryota, Metazoa, Mollusca, Bivalvia, Venerida, Veneridae. The record is from RefSeq and is a predicted model, not a curated record. Gene Ontology annotation, molecular function: protein binding. The transcript is spliced from 3 exons.